Molecule: messenger RNA, 2253 nt
Organism: Gastrolobium bilobum
Lineage: Eukaryota; Viridiplantae; Streptophyta; Magnoliopsida; Fabales; Fabaceae
Exons: 4
Coding region: 43-2253 (736 amino acids)
Molecular function (GO): DNA binding
Source: RefSeq, a predicted model, not a curated record
AAAUUCCAAUCCUCUUUCACGUAUACUCACUUCCUCAGAGCAAUGCCAAUGGCCACUGCGGAAUCCUCCAACGACCAAAUCCAAUCUCUUCCGCUUAUCGACCUCCGCCUCCUCUCUCAAUCCGAACUCUACACUCUCUCCCUUUCCGCCGCCACUCACCUCCACCGCCGCUCCGACGACGAUUCCGUUAUCCCCAAAAUUGACCGUUCCGUCUUCAACGAAUCCGCCGGUAGCCGCAAGCAGACCUUCUCUCGUCUCCGCCUCGCUCCUCGUAACAAACAAAACUCCUCCGUUCCUGCUUCCUCUUCCUUUCACAUUCCCCUCCGCAUUCCCGAGCCCGUGGACGAAGAAAACUCCCAAAUUAUCGCUUUGCUCCAACAACUCUUCGGCGUCGAGUCUCUUCGCAACGCGAAACGCCACGACGACGAUGACCGCCUUGUUCCCGUUCAGGUUGAAUUUAAACAACCGUCUCCUGAAUCCGCGGUCUUCCCCUACCAGAACAUUCCGAUCGACGUCGUCAACAGCGAUCAGAGGAAGCGGAAGCGCGGGCGGCCACGGAAGAAAGAGAAUUCGGAAACGCUUUUGGAAGAAGAGCCAAGGAAGGUAGACGAGGACGGUGACGGAGAUGGGAAGGCUGUUGCAAUGGUUAACGAGAGGGGUUUUGUGGCGGAUGCUGUUCGGUUGGCGGAUUCUGGCGAUCCGUUUGGGGAGGAGUUGAAGAGGAGGACCCAAGGGUUGGAGACAGAGUCGCAGUUGUUGGAAUUCUUGGAGAGUUUGAAUGGAGAGUGGGGGAGUCAGAGAAAGAAGAGGAGGAUUAUACAGGCAAGUUAUCUUGGUGAUUUGUUGCCUACAGGGUGGAAAAUCGUGCUUUGUCUUAUGAGGAGAGCAGGUCGCGCAUCCGUAGUUUGUCGCCGUUACGUAAGCCCUGAUGGACACCAAUUUGAGUCGUACAAGGAAGUUUCUGAAUACUUGCUCUCUUUUUUCGGAGUUCAAGAUAUAAGCCAUUUAAAAUCUAAUUAUACUGAUGGCAGUCAGAAGUUUUCCAGUAAUAUCAAUAUGGCAUCUGAAAGUCAGAGUGUUGGUCGUGUCCCUACAGGAGACAUGAAGACUGAUGCCAAUAGUUCUUUGUGUUUAGCUAGUACAUCUAUGAACUCUCAUGAUGAGAAGCAGGCCACCAUAUCAUCAUCUAUUGGAAGUGAGAAGCUAAACACUGCUGAUGGGAAUUUGAAUAGUGAUCUGGCUUUGGGUUUUAAAUUAGGAGAUACUACUAGUGGAGCCUUUGGAGACCUUGACCAUCAAACUGAAGAUAAACAACCAUUGAAUGCUGAAAGGAAUGAUGCAAAUUCAGUUCAGGGGCAUUCUCUUGCUGAGGAUAGAGUUUGUAAUGUAAGUAAUGAGAACUUUGUUGGUGCUAUUGAGGCCAGUGAUGGUGCAUGCAAUCUAUAUAUUCCUUUGGUUUUCACAACUCCUUUCCCGUAUAAUAAUAGUGGUAUUUGUCAAUUUUCUGAUGAAAGAAAUGCUGUCACAUGCAUAAAAAGUGGCAUGAGUAAUUUUGCUGGUCAGGAUAGAAAUAAUGGAUGCUUUGGAACUGCUCCCUGUGGAAAUGAGCAAGCACAUCUUGACAACAAUGGGCUUGGGAUUUCUCAGAGAUUUUUGGAAGAGCACAUUCAUAAAAAAGGGUUUGAAAGCAGCAUGCCUGCUCCAAAUUCUGAAGGGAAAAUAUUUGCGGGUAAUAAUUUAGAGGAUAGGCAUCUUAUUAGCUCACUGAAGGACAUGGAGAUGGAUGAUGGAAAGCCUGUUGAGGAUGAGAAACAAAAAAUUAUUUCUAGUAGAGAUCAGUCUGAAAUUAAAGAUAUUUCUACUAAUGUUAAACUGCAGAGUAGUUCUGAAGGUUGUUCACUUGUCCCAUCUCAGAAUGAACUUAAAUAUACAUCUAUAAAUAGUACGGACAGGACAAAGACUUCCAUGCUGAAGGACUCAGCUGUGGGAACAUGCAUUCUCAGUGGUUCCAUUAAUAAUGUUUCUUCAAGUGCUUGCACACAAGAUGCAUCUGAGUCAGGUGGAGUUGAUGUUGCUCCUAAUCUUAAAGUAGCUAAGGAUGUUUGUGAUAAUCAUAUUCCUCCAAAUGUGGAAGUUGUGACUAGCUAUUUACAGGAAAGGAAUUCCUCGAAUGACCAAAAUUGCAAAAUAGACAAUCUGCUGCACAUAAGUUCUGAAAGUAACUUACUUACUCCAACUGGUAAUCAAUGUUGA